Molecule: messenger RNA, 4563 nt
Organism: Trematosphaeria pertusa
Lineage: Eukaryota; Fungi; Ascomycota; Dothideomycetes; Pleosporales; Trematosphaeriaceae
Exons: 2
Coding region: 1-4563 (1520 amino acids)
Biological process (GO): detection of visible light; phosphorelay signal transduction system; regulation of DNA-templated transcription
Molecular function (GO): phosphorelay sensor kinase activity; protein binding
Source: RefSeq, a predicted model, not a curated record
AUGUCUCAAUCACCGAAGCAAUCCGUCGACAUCGACCCUUCGGCUGCUGUUGACGCCACAGUAGAAAAUUCUCCCGCCCCGCCAGACCAGAGCGAGCAGCAAUGGGCAUCUCUGCCUGAGGCUGCCUCCAGGGCAGCAGGCCACCCCUCCUCCCCCCUUAUUUCCGCCGUCAUGUCCCCUUCCGAGGGUAUGGGCUCGCUCAGUCCCUCUACCACCGAUCGCGUCUUUCCCAUUCGCAGCGCUAUCUCCGUAGACCCUACGCCGACGCCCACGCAGCGCGGACAGGGCGACUACUUCCACCCAUACUCCCGCGCCAACGAUGCGCGCUUGCCGACCGAAGCCCGUCGCCAGUCCCAAGGCUCGACCACCUCUCAGUCGUCGCAGACAUCUCAACGCGGCGUCACCCAUCGACAUAGCGUGGCUGCCACUCCGAAGGCGGAACCAGCUUCUGCGUCGCGCAGAGACUCCAUAAGAGGGCCACAGAGGAGUGAGGGCUCUAGGAUGGGGCCGCUGCAGCUCCCCUCGCAGCUGUUCAGCGACAUGGUGUCCAGCAGGUCGGGCGAGAGCGCAAGUGUCGAGGGAAACGUCAGUCGCCCACCUUCCGAGAAGGUGCAGCGGCCCCCGUCAGCCGGCGGAAUUUCUACAAUGAGCGCCGGGAGCAGCCUAGGGGACAUGACGGGCCUGGUCACGCAUCGUUUCAAGCAUGUGGUGACCGAGGGUGGGCAUGCCGUCAUAACUGGUCGGGACGGAGACACACUGCAGCGAUGCGAGGACGAACCUAUACAUAUUCCCGGUGCCGUGCAGGGCUUCGGCCUGCUGAUAGCGCUGGCGGACGAUCCUGCAGGGAUCGGAAAUCUGCCCGUCCGUAUCGUCAGCGAAAAUUCAAAAAGAAUUAUUGGCCGGUCGCCAAGGGAGCUCUUUGCUCUAGAGAGCUUCACGGAUAUCCUUUCAGAAGAGCAGGCGGACAACCUGCUUGAUCAUAUCGACUUCAUCAAGGACGAAGAUGCUGAUGUCACUACAAACGGCCCAGAAGUCUUCACCAUGUCCAUUAAGAUUCCCAACGCACGGUCGCGCAAGCUUUGGUGUGCGGUGCAUAUAAAUGAUGCCAACCCCGGAUUCGUCAUUUGCGAGUUCGAACUCGAAGACGACCAGCUGUACCCGCUAGUUCCAGCGGCUGACCUCACUCCCGAGCUUCCGGAAGAUACUAUGCAGAGCAAUCCGACUGCAGAAGAGUUCCUGGAGAGCACAGAGACCGGGAGCCGACCUUUGAGGGUUUUGAGGAGGGCAAGGAAAAGGAAGGGCGAAGCCGCGGCUAUGGAAGUAUUCAACAUCAUGUCCCAAGUCCAGGAACAGCUCGCGGCGGCUCCGAAUCUAGACAAAUUUCUGAAGGUGUUGGUAGGCGUGGUCAAAGAGUUGACGGGCUUCCACCGCGUGAUGAUAUAUCAGUUCGAUCAGUCUUUCAAUGGCCGGGUGGUAACGGAGCUCGUGGACCCUAGAGCGACAAAAGAUCUCUACAAAGGCCUCAACUUCCCGGCAUCUGAUAUUCCAAAACAGGCUAGGGAAUUAUAUAAGAUCAACAAGGUACGCAUGCUCUACGAUCGCGAUCUGGAGACAGCCCGGCUCGUCUGCCAAAGCCCCGAAGAUCUGGAAAAUCCACUUGACCUUACCCACUCUUACCUCCGCGCCAUGUCACCCAUCCACCUCAAAUACCUUGCCAACAUGGCAGUGCGGUCCUCCAUGUCGAUAUCCAUCAAUGCUUUCAACGAGCUCUGGGGCCUCAUCGCCUGUCACUCCUACGGACCUCGCGGAAUGCGCGUGUCCUUUCCGAUACGAAAAAUGUGCCGCCUGGUGGGCGAUUCAGCAUCAAGAAACAUCGAGAGACUCUCCUACGCGUCACGGUUGCAAGCCAGAAAGCUCAUAAACACUAUUCCCACGGAGCAUAAUCCGUCUGGCUACAUCAUUGCCUCCUCUGACGAUCUGCUGAAGCUUUUCGAUGCAGAUUUUGGACUCCUGUCGAUUCGCGACGAGACGAAAAUACUCGGUCAUCUUGAUAACUCGCAAGAGGCCUUAGCGUUGUUAGAAUAUCUCCGGAUGAGAAAAAUAACCUCGGUUAUGACCUCUCAAGACAUCACGCAGGAUUUUCCCGAUCUCCGAUACGCUCCUGGUUUUCAGAUCAUAGCCGGAAUGCUCAUCGUGCCUUUGUCCGUUGGCGGCAGCGAUUUCAUUGUGUUCUUCAGGAAAGGGCAGCUCAAAGAGGUGAAGUGGGCGGGAAAUCCGUAUGAAAAGUUUGUGAAAGAAGGCACCGAAGGCUACCUAGAACCGCGGAAGAGCUUCAAGACAUGGAGCGAAACGGUUGUCGGCAAGUGUCGGGAAUGGACAGAAGAAGAGAUUGAGACUGCUGCAGUCCUUUGCCUUGUCUACGGAAAGUUCAUUGAGGUCUGGAGACAGAAGGAGGCGGCACUACAGAGCAGCCAGUUGACCCGGUUGUUGCUUGCCAACUCGGCGCACGAAGUCCGUACCCCCUUGAACGCCAUCAUAAACUACCUUGAGAUAGCCUUGGAAGGCACGUUGGAUAACGAAACGCGCGAGAAUCUGGCCCGUUCACACUCUGCAUCAAAGUCCCUGAUCUAUGUCAUCAAUGAUCUCCUUGAUCUAACAAAAACGGAAGAGGGUGGCCCGUUGAUAAAAGGAGAGUCUUUUGACCUGAAGGCUACUUUGAAAGAGGCUACGGAUAUGUUCAAAGGAGAUGCAAAGCGGAAAAACAUCUCUUACGAUGUCAUCGAGCACCCAGGCUUGCCUCAGCACUGCAUUGGUGACCAGAGAAGGAUACGCCAGGCAAUAUCGAACAUCACAGCUAAUGCCAUUCAAAACACAACCCAUGGGGGCGUCAGGGUCGAGAUGUACGUCGCGGCAAGACCAGCAGCAGAUCAUGUAGACGUUGAAGUUGCGGUCUCAGACUCCGGGUUCGGCAUGAAUUCGAAGAAACUCGAUCAGCUGUUCAAUGACCUUGAACAGGUUCACUCGGAGCCCGCUGCUAUGCUGGACGAUGCCAUCGUGCCAAGCGCCCAAUUGACGGAGCAAGGCGAGAAGACAACUUUAGGUCUGGGUCUUGCCGUCGUUGCUCGCAUCAUCAAGAACAUGAAUGGCCAGCUACGGCUCAAGUCCGAAGAGGGGAAAGGCUCACGCUUCGUCAUACAAUUUCCAUUUGAGCUACCAGACGCUGAAAGCCUCGGGCCCCUUCCCAAAGUUUCACCAGAAGGAAGCAUCACUCCUCAGCCUGAGAGUCCUAUGCCCACACCAGAAGUUGGCGAGCGCACAUUGGUCGCACCGAGCCUAUCACGCAACGCCUCGAGUGGUAGUAAUGAGGUGGAGAGGAAACAGAGCGCAGAAAGUUUGAACAGUAAAGCAAGCCUUCGGAGCUUCAAGAGUGGUUCAAGCCAAAGGAGUAACCGGAGCGACGUUGACAGGCUCAUCGAGGCAAUCCAAGAACCGCAUAUGGUGGAGAAGAGACCGCCAAUGGAGCGGAGAGGCAGCCCGCGAUCCGUUCGGCCUGCUCUCACGAAACGCAAUAGCGCGGCAGAGAGCAUACCGUCCUCGCCGCAACGAGUGCGGUCCAAGAGCCUAGAGCCGACAGAUACGCAGGCAAUUAUCCCACCCCACCAACGAUCCAUGGAAGUCCACGCGCCUGGCGAGGAGAAUAUAAGCUUUUCUGGAACACCGCUCAAAGCGCUAAAAGUUCCAGACGAGACUGGCUCACCUAUCGAUCCACAGCCGAAGACUGGUUCGAUUCUAGGAGAGAUACAUGACGAACCCAAAGAGAUUACUACCAGAUCAGAGUCUCUGUCGCCAGAACACAUGCGUGUCCUUGUCGCGGAAGAUGAUCCUGUCAACAGUAGAAUUGUGAAGAAGAGGCUCGAGAAGCUGGGCCACGAAGUGUACCUGACAAUUAAUGGAGAGGAGUGCGCGGGGGCAUUUGGCGACAAACCUCGAGACUUUGAUGUCGUCUUGAUGGAUAUGCAAAUGCCCAUUGUCGACGGCCUCACCUCGACAAAGAUGAUCCGGUCUUUCGAGAAGACUCAUUCGAACUCAUGGUCUUCCCGUGCCGCGCUGAACGGCCGGGUGCCGAUCAUCGCUGUAUCCGCAUCCCUAGUCGAGAAGUUGCGGCAGGAAUACAUCGAUGCAGGUUUCGAUGCCUGGAUCCUUAAGCCCAUCUCGUUCGCUCGAUUGAACGACUUGAUGACUGCGAUCGUCGACCCUAAUCUGCGGGAGGCCUGUCUGUAUCAACCAGGUGAAUGGGAGAAGGGAGGCUGGUUCCAUAUGGGGCAGAAGAGCCCCAAUGAGACUUCUACCGCGCCAUCCGGAAAAGCUCCACAAUCGAAUCUUGAAGAGGCCACAGAAGAGGCUGCUCGUUACUCGGAUGACCCAAUAGCCGGCGACGAGCCAGGGCAGAUACCAGAGGAACAAGCCCGGCUGCUGCAUGCGCAGGACAAAGGCGAGGGAACGCAUGUGCACUACGAAAUGGGUCCCGAAAAGUCUCCCGAAUCACCUACCGGCGAAUCAUGA